Musa acuminata subsp. malaccensis (wild Malaysian banana) is the source of this 1179-nucleotide messenger RNA. RefSeq lists its product as uncharacterized. The record is from RefSeq and is a predicted model, not a curated record. NCBI's taxonomy places the organism in Eukaryota, Viridiplantae, Streptophyta, Magnoliopsida, Zingiberales, Musaceae.
AACUGAGGAUUUGAGUUCCAUCGCCACAAAGUUGACGCAGAGAAGAUGACGAGCAACAGCACAGCAUGCAAAAUCCUGUUGCUCUUGGUGGUGGUGGUGAUUACUGGCGAAGAACUUGGAGUCUUGGCCAAGGGUAGUCUGACAUGCAAAAACCGGUGGAGUCCGUGCUUUCGCAGGCAGAUUGUAUGUCCGAAACAAUGCCCGGACGUGAAGCCAUCAGAUCCGAACGCCAAAGCCUGCUUCUUGGACUGCUACUCCCCCAAAUGUGAAGCUACCUGUCGAGGUCGAAAGCCCAAAUGCAACGGCGUAGGAUCCGGCUGCUACGACCCCCGUUUCAUUGGUGGCGACGGUGUUGUCUUCUACUUCCAUGGAAAGAAGAAUGAGCACUUCAGCUUGAUCUCCGAUCGAAACGUCCAAAUCAACGCCCGCUUCAUCGGCCUCCGACCCGAGGGAAGAACCCGUGACUUCACAUGGAUACAAGCCCUCGGUAUCAUGCACGACUCCCAUGCUCUCACCGUCGAGGCAACCAAAACCGCCCGAUGGACCGAUGCCGUCGACCAUCUUCGUUUCACGUACGAUGGUAAGCCACUGGAGAUCGCACAAGGCCAUCUUUCCUCAUGGAAGUCGUCCGAAGACAAGGUGGUGGUGGAGAGAACCGGAAGCAGGAACAGCGUUACCAUUACAGUCGAUGCAGUGGCGGAGGUAUCUCUAAGCGUGGUUCCGGUCACCAAGGAGGACGACGAGAUCCACAAGUAUCAGAUCCCAUCCGACGACUGCUUUGCGCACUUGGAGGUUCAAUUCAGAUUCUUUGGUCUCUCUCCCGAGGUGGAAGGAGUUCUUGGACGAACCUACCGCCCAGACUUCAAGAACACAGCGAAAUGGGGCGUGGCGAUGCCGGUGGUCGGCGGAGAAGACGAAUACAGGACUUCAUCACUUGUUUCUCCAGAUUGCAACCGGUGUCUUUUUUCUCCGGAGGCAGAUAACUAAGCGGUGGCUCACUGUUACUCACAGUUGCAGGAUUCGGUUACGGCCAUGUCCAAUUUAUGAUGCACGCAAUGUGUUUGUCACGAGGUCACUGAUGAGACUUCAUAAAAAUGGUGGUGUUUAAUCGAUUGCAGUAAGAUUAGAGGCGAAUAACGAAGAAUCUCACAAAUAUAUGGCCCCGUGCAUUUUACCUUA